Molecule: messenger RNA, 2758 nt
Organism: Cyprinus carpio (common carp)
Lineage: Eukaryota; Metazoa; Chordata; Actinopteri; Cypriniformes; Cyprinidae
Gene: napgb
Product: gamma-soluble NSF attachment protein-like
Exons: 11
Coding region: 33-899 (288 amino acids)
Biological process (GO): intracellular protein transport
Cellular component (GO): vacuolar membrane; SNARE complex
Molecular function (GO): soluble NSF attachment protein activity; syntaxin binding
Source: RefSeq, a predicted model, not a curated record
UUGAAUUUAUCUCAUGCAGCUUGAAGACCAGCAUGACCAAGUGGAAACCUGAUUAUGACGGAGCCGCUUCAGAGAUGGCAAAAGCAGCUGUGGCUUUUAAAAAUGCAAAACAGUUUGAACAAGCGAAGGAUGCGUACCUGAAGGAGGCCGAGUACCACACAGAAAACAAAGCACUCUUCCAUGCAGCAAAAGCGUAUGAACAAGCCGGCAUGAUGCUGAAGGACAUGAAGAAAAUGCCUGAAGCCAUUCAGCUGAUCGAGAAGGCCAGCAUCAUGUAUGUGGAGAACGGGACGUCUGGCACCGCUGGAAUGGCCUUGGACAGGGCUGGGAAACUCAUCGAGCCGAUUGAUCUUGAGAAAGCCGUGGACUUGUACCAGAAGGCCGCAUCUGUGUUUGAGAAUGAAGAUCGUCUCAGACAGGCCGCAGAGCUUCUGGGAAAAGCCUCCAGACUUCUGGUGAGACUGCGCAGGUUGGACGAGGCUGCUGUGUCCCUUCAGAAAGAGAAGAACAUGUACAAGGAAAUUGAGAAUUACCCAACCUGCUUUAAGAAAACCAUCGCUCAAGUGCUGGUUCAUCUGCACAGAGGCGACUUUGUGGCUGCAGACAAGUGUGUCAGAGAAAGUUACAGUCUCCCAGGAUUCAGCGGGAGCGAGGACUGCGUUUCCAUGGAGACGUUACUGGCGGCGUUUGACGAGCAGGACGAGGAUGUGGUGUCACGCGUGUGCAACUCACCUUUACUGAAGUACAUGGACAACGACUAUGCCAAGCUGGCGAUCUCUCUGAAGGUGCCCGGUGGAGGCGGCGGGAAGAAGAAGAAACCUCCUGUUGCUCCUCAAGGGGGCAGCGCUGGCCCGACACCGGCGGAGGAAGACGACGAUUACGAGGGAGGUUUAUGUUAAUGGAGAGAACGACCAACUCCUCCAUCCGUGUGUGUGUGUGUGUGUGUGUGUGUGUGAACGAGCAUACAGUAUCAGUGUUUCCUCCCUUUGUGCAGAGAGUCAUUCCUGAGGAAUUCUGUUCCUGUUUGUCCCGCCUGUAGGAGUGUCCCGAUUAUCACAUUAGACAAACAGAAAUCCCUACACACGUGGUCUGUGGACAUCAGUUUAACAUAUUUAAUGCUGAAGAGGUUCAUUUCUUUGCCACUAGCUGCACCGAAUACAAUGAAGUGCUGCAGUGAUGACAUAUUUUUGUAGUCUGCUUCGCCCUGGUUUAUUUGACAAAAACACAAUAGGAUUUUUCUAUCGGCUUUUGGAUUAUAGUGGAAAAUAAGCUUUGUGACCAACUUAAGUUUAUGAUUCUUACACAUUUUGUUCAUCAUGAUAAUCUUCAUUACUUUCAUGAAGUUUGAAGCCUAAAUACAAUCAGCAGAAGUAAAAAGCAAAACAUAGGCUAUAAACAAACUACAUUGCAGUCACAUGACUUCACCAUUAAGCUUUAAGUCUUUCCAUUUAAAAACUUUUUUUUUUUGCUCACAAGAGCACAAUUAUAAACACAAUGAGGCUGUGAAAGUGAGUAGACUACUGAGCGACUACACUCUUAAAAAUAAAGGUGCUUCACGUUGCCAUAGAAGAACUUUUUUUUUUGUCUAAAUGGUUCCAUAAAGAUCCUUUAACCUUUAAGGUUUUUUGUGUCGAAAGAAGGUUCUUCAGAUUAUAAAAAGGUAAGAAAGAGAUGGUUCUUUAGAUAACCUUUAACUGAAUGGUUCUUUGUGGAACCAAAAAUGGUUCUUCUAUGGCAUCGCUUGAAGAACCUUUUGAAGCACCUUUAUUUUUAAGAGUGUAGUGAGUAGAUCAGUUUACGUGUUUGGCACAGGGUAAUUAUAGUUAAUUAAAACGAAAUUCCUGCUACUACCAGUGUUGGGUAAAGUUACAUUUAAAGUUACUCACUCACAUUGCAUUACUCCAUAAAAAAGUAUGCAUUAGUUACUUUUUAUGGAAAGUAAUGCAUUACAUUGCUUUUUGUCACCUGGUCUGGGCUUGCUUAUUUUUUUUUAAUAACCAAAACCCCAAAAGUUAUAUUUUUGGUAACUGUAAAGGCCCUUUCACAUCAAAAGUGAAAUGAAUAAGCCUCAGGCUGAAGGAAGUGUCUCUGCACCUCACACCCAAUUUCUCUCAACACGGGACAGGAGAGCUGUCCCAAUAAAUGGGAAAAACUAUUUUCUUGUAAAUUACUUUCCUAGUAAAAAUGUAAUCUGAUUAUGUUACUCACGUUACUUGUAAUGCAUUACCCCCGACACUGGUUACUACUAAUGUAUUAUAUGAUGUGGAAUAAAAUGUGAAAACAUCUUGUGUUAAACCACGGUCCUUAUUUAACAAAAAAACCCAUUGACUUCUGGACCCCUCCCCCCAUUGAACCUGUAAACUGGUAAGCACUGUAAGUUUUUGAUAUGUGUGUGUGUGUGUGUGUGUGUGUGUGUGUGUGUGUGUGUGUGUGUGAGAGAGAGAGAGAGAGAGAGAGAAAUCAUGUUGCAUAAAUUGCAUUUAGAAAUGUUUUCUUUUAAUUACAUAAUGAAAACGUGAAGUUGUGUAUAGAAAUUAUUUUUAUUUGUGAACACUGUCUGAUGUCAAAGUGAUGUUAAAUCAGUUUAAAACAUUUGUAAAAUACUAUAAUAUUAUUAUUAUGUACAGUAAUUUAUUGUAAGUGUUGUUGAAAUGUAAAUGUCGCUGUGGAGUGAGGCGUCAUGCUGCGUUUCCAAAUAUACAACCUGACAGUCAUAAAGAUGCAAAAAUAACUUAAUAAAAUCACAAUCUACACUGUU